CCCAUGCGAAAAAAAAAAUUUGACAAAGGAUACGGAAAUGAUAAUUCGACACGACAAUAAUAUUUGUGAUUAAAGGAAAUUCGAUUAUACGAGGCCAGGCAAUUGCUUUUUAAUUUGGGAAAAAUUGGCAAUUAAAUAAGAAAAGUGUUUUUCCAAAGAAGUUAUACGAAGUAAUAAAGCAAAGGCAAUUUUUAAAGAGCAGCAAAUUUGGGAAAGUGUUUGAAAUUGAAUUACAAAGUUUUUCGUAACUAAAUUUAUGUUUGAGUGAGUUUGCUUUGAAGCCAAGAGGCUUGUCUUGUGAUUUUCAAAGGCCGAGACAAUAACGAAAAAGGCUUCCAUCAUCGGAGUUUGUACAAAAAUGGCAUCGAGUUAAAUACCAUUACCGGAGGUAACAGCUGCUGCGAAUAUAAAAAUGGCCAUUGUUUUGGUUCCAUGAUGCUACAGCUUAUAGCCAACAUACGUGAGUAAGUGUGUGCGUGAGUACAUGCAUGCAUGUGACACAUAUCCAAAAAAACGGAACUACAAAACGUAACCACAAGCAAACAGAGUUUGAAGAAAAGCAAAAAAAAAAAAAAAAAAAAAAGAAACAAAUACCAGGAAUUAUAAAAUAAUAACAAUAAAAAUGAAGAGCUGCAACUCCAGUUGUUACAAAGUCAUAAACAUUUCCAAAGGACAAGCCAAGCAUGAACGAUGUAAUGAUAGAACAUUAGCUUUGACAACUACAAGAACAGUAACAACAGCAACUAUGAGCAAAAUAGUUACAAAAUAAAGGCAUUUAUUAAGGUACGAAAAAAAGCAAAAGGAGAAGACGAGGGAGACAAAUAAGUGGCACACAAUUCCAAAAAGGAUAAACGCAUUAAAAAGAGCAGAGCGACGACCAUGAUGCCCAGUACCACAAUAAUAAAUAUGACAAUUUUAAGUAAGUGAAGGCGGAAACAGCUGGAAGAAAUCGAAUAAUAAAAGGAAGACAAAACCAACCAUUGGCAUCCCAUAGCUGUUGCCAUAGAAUUAAAGUGCCAGAGAGCCCAAAGGGAUUCCGAGUUACAAUUGCCAUUAAUCCACUUCAAAUAUAUAUGGGAAUAUCACUGCAGUGAACUCCAGCUUACGUAUAACAAACAAGAAAGUGGAAGGGAGAGAGAGAGAGAGAGUGAGAGAGAGAGAGAAGAGAAAAGAUUUAACUUCAAGUGUAACUGACUUCCAACACAGUGGGUGUUUGCCAGUUGGCCAAGACUUCAACGGCAAGUGUCGAAAAAGAAGAAGAGGAAUAGAAAAACGCUACACAAUGUUGCGGUUGCAUUAAUAACAAUCAUCCUUGUCAGCCACAGUGACAGCUACCCUGUGGCGCCUGGCUCAACAACACCCGCCAACGCACUAAAGGAUAUGCAAUACAAAGAAAUCCUGCAAAUCUAAUUUACUUCCUGGGAAAUUUUUUUGUACUAUCGUCUGUAUUCCACUUUCCCACUCUCAAAUCGAUAACACAGGCAACGGAGAGAAGAAAAAUAGCCAAAAGAGGAGGAAGAAGAAAUUUUUUCGUGGUGGUGGUCUACAAAUAGUUGGCUUCGCUAAUCUUGACACCAAUAGCCACCACUCGCAUUGUAAUGUGGCGCGAUAUAUUUUUAUAUUUAACACUCAUUGUUUUAUUUUUCUUUAUUUUCUUGGCACAAUUAAUUGUCAACGUUUAUGCCUUUCAACGUCAGCCGCCGGUGCCCAAGCCCAAUUCAGAGCGUAAUGAGAUAAUUUUCGUUUAAAGCCGACACCAUUUAGCCAGCUGAAAAGAAGCGCCUUAAUUGUCUAAUAAAAACGAUGAAAAGAAAAAUUACAAAGAAAACAGCUAAACAUCGACCUGGCAGGUGGAAAAUGUUAAACAGCUACACAACCUAGCUUUUUGAAUGGAAAGAAAGAAUGGAAGUAGAACAGGCAACAUUAUACACAAACACACACGAAAGUUUUACACAUUAUUUCAUAAAGUAUUCAUAAAAAUGUAACAAAAAAACAGACAAACAACAAGCCAACUGAAAACGCUGUUCUUUCCUUUCACAAAAAAAAAAAACUUUCCAUUUUGAAAAAGAUAACAUUUGUAAUGAAAGUUGGCAUUUUGUUUCCUCUAUCAAAUGGCUAAUUAAAAGUGUGAAAGUUCUAAUGAAAAUGGGAAAGAAGAGGAAAAAGACAGAUGAGUUACUGUAACUUUCCUUGGAAUGCCAAUGAAGGGGAGAGUGAGAGAGCGACAACGACAUUUGUCAUAAAUGGCCAACUUGGUGUUACUGCGUUCAACAGGCAGACAAGCUGGCAGGCAACAAAUAAAGGUCCUUGCCAUGUCAUUAGCAAAAAACGAAAGAACGACUGAACUUUAUGAUAAUUUAUGUCACACCAAAAUGUCAAACGGAAGUUGAAAAGUAUAAUUAACUUUAAAUAAAUAAUAAAACAGGAGAGAAAACGAAUUAUGUAAUCUCGAUAAGGCAGCAACCACAAAACAAAAUGGAAAAUUGAAAAUGUAAUCGAAAAACCCGAAUACACCCACACAGUUAUGCACACAAUUAAAUUGUGUUGUUGUACAGCUAGAAUUUAAGAG
Musca domestica (house fly) is the source of this 2569-nucleotide messenger RNA. RefSeq lists its product as uncharacterized. NCBI's taxonomy places the organism in Eukaryota, Metazoa, Arthropoda, Insecta, Diptera, Muscidae. The record is from RefSeq and is a predicted model, not a curated record. The coding region runs from base 1599 to 1748 and encodes 49 amino acids. The transcript is spliced from 2 exons.